AUGGACACCCCAGGACGCGCUGCUUUUUUGUGUAGCGGUACGGCCGCUUUCCACCCUCCCAUUUGGGCGUGUAUGCCCGUAGAGAUCAAUUCGCAUGCCAGACUCGACGCUUUUCGUGAAAACCGUCAUUGUGCUACGUACAUGGUGGCAACACAGCGUGUGAAUCUCUUUGGUCGCGAUCAGGAAAGCUGUGAUCACGUGCUGGGCAAUCCAUCGAUCUCGAGAAAGCACGCGGCUGUUAUUCACGAUAAUGAAGGCGGUAUUUAUAUGGUGGAUCUCAUGUCACGGCAUGGAACGUAUGUAGGUCGCAAGAAGAUUCCACCGCACGAUCCCUAUCUUUUACACGAUGGAGACGUUAUCAGGUUUGGACAGAGUGUUCGUGUAUACAUUCUCAAGGGCGCUGGCUCAGACGGCAACAGUGCUCCUGUAAAGAAAUCAUGGGGACGCAAACUACGCGUUCCACGCAUUAAUAUUAAAUCAGUAGUCCCGAAGAGGAGUUCGAACAAACCAAAAGCUUCGUCGGCAGUGACCAAACUCGUGAAUGCGGUUUGUUAUGGCACACUCAAGGAUGAAAAGGUGGCGACGUUUGUUACGGGAGUGUUAGAGCUUGGUGAGAACGACAGACAGGGAAUGGCAGACACACUGGUGGAGAGACUUCAAGCCAAAUUCGAGUUUUAUGCUACCCAUGUUCACCGCAACGCAUUUGUCGCUACUAUGGCUCUUUUGAAGCAGAACUUAUGUGUCAAAGAACUGGAGAAGAACCUCGAUGUUUUUACCCAUAUUUCUCAGCAGCGGAACGACAACAUGUAUCGUGCGGAUGCUCGGAAGCUUUUACAAGCAAUCGCCGCUGUCCGGCUGGAUCCCGACAACCCACAGUUUAACGACGUAGACUGUACUGAAGAGGAUGUUGGCUCUGCUUGCCCUGCCACAGUAAACAACCGAGAAGGAAGGGAACGGUCAAUCAGUGAUGAAGGAAAGAAAUUGUUCUUGGCUAAUCAUGGCAUUCAGUACUCUGGCCGUACAGAAUCGGUGGGAACGAUCAGCGAGUCGGGAUUGCAUUACAGGGAGACUAUCACUCACAUCGAUCCUCGCUACCAGGCACCCCAUCGUAUAUCAAGCAAUGAGUGUGACGAAGAGUCUCAUUUGGGAGCAACGAGCGACGGAUACACGCCCUCCAUCAGCUUAGUGGCUGACAGCGGAACAAAGCAGCCCAUUCUGAACAGUGAGAAGAGCUUGGGCUCUAAUUUUAUUGGACAAUCAGCACCAGAAGCGGACAAAUCCAACGAGUCUGCGUUCGGAUUUAUUGCUGGCUCUGAUUUUGUAGACGACGCUUCCUCUAGAGGUAGUUCAACAGAUCAAUCUUCUGGCCAACCCGUCUCUGGCGUUGCGCCCCAACGCCCUCCCGUUUCUGCUGACACGUUCUUGCUCGAGUAUCCAUCAGUGGAUGGCAGUACAUUUGAUGAUUUGUGGGAAUCGGCGAAUGACGAAUCAGAGGAGUGGUCGAUGGACCUCGGCUCAAUCGAUGCUCAUGAGCUGGAUCCGCACGACUUGCAGGUGUUUCUGCAGUCGUAUCGAAUGAUAUGCGUAUCUAGCGAGAAGGUUGGUGGCCAGCAACAAUGGCUUUUUGUCGCAGAACAGGUUUGCGAAGGAACGCUCUUUUUGGUAGACAUCUCCGUCAUGCCGGGUUUGGCCGACAUGUCAGUAACAUUGAAGUGGAUUGUCAACUCGCUUCUCUACAGAAACGGCCAUGUAGUUUUCAUGAAAAUCCUCAAAUUCGCGCUUUACCAGUUUGCUGAGCAGGCGCAAGUGCGUGUAGGAAGGACACCCCUGCCGCCGCAACAGGUGCAUUAUCGUGAUCACAUGCGUGAAUCAAGGCAAAAUCAUGUGAAGCAAUUACAACAUAAUGGAAGAGAAUCUGAAUCUACCAUGGCGAACCCAGCUUCGUACGCGGCAUCAAAACGCGCGUCUCGAACGACAUCAUACGCAACAUCUCAUGAUGCUAGAAAUGAAGUUGAGGAUGCUGACGAGGAAGCAAUGUCAGCCCGCGAUUACUUGUGCGAGAGUCCUGUAAUUGACGCAGGCAAAUUUGAACAGGUUUGGGCAACGGCAACAGAAAUCGCGCAACUAUCGUACACGCUGAACGAAUUGCCUGAGGUGGACGAAGUUAUUGAACUCUUCCGCAAGAACUGUAUGAGCUGUUUGGCGAGCGGCAGUGUGGACAGGCUGGUCAAGUUCUUUUUCUUUGCCGAAAUGCCCGAGAUUCAAUGCAUGUUUUGUGUACAAAUGUCGUUUGGUGUGGACACUGGUGCCUUGGAAGGAACAGUUAAGCGGCUUGCUACUACUACCAAGAACCAUAGCGAAGAGGAAGAGAUUGACUUGAGUUUUGUUAGUUUCAUUAAAGAGGUCAUUCAAGAGCUGUAA
Molecule: messenger RNA, 2421 nt
Organism: Peronospora farinosa
Lineage: Eukaryota; Oomycota; Peronosporomycetes; Peronosporales; Peronosporaceae
Source: the annotation of a GenBank genome assembly